Staurois parvus is the source of this 567-nucleotide messenger RNA. Lineage: Eukaryota; Metazoa; Chordata; Amphibia; Anura; Ranidae. The record is from the annotation of a GenBank genome assembly.
UACCGGGCCGGCCACUUGGCUCUUCCCUGCAACAGAGCCUUACAGGUUCCUCGGUCCAGGGCUGUACAGUCUUCUCUCCUGGCACCAGCAUCUUUAGUGUCCGCAGUCUCUGGUCAUUUCCUGUACUGUGUCCGCAGUCUCUGGUCAAAUGUAUUGUGUCCGCAGUCUCUGGUCAUCUCCUGUACUGUGUCCGCAGUUUCUGGUCAUCUCCUGUACUGUGUCCGCAGUUUCUGGUCAUCUCCUGUAGUAUGUCCACAGUCUCUGGUCAUCUCCUGUAGUAUGUCCGCAGUCUCUGGUCAUCUCCUGUACUAUGUCCGCAGUCUCCGGUCAUCUUCUGUACUAUGUCUGCAGUCUCUAGUCAUCUCCUGUACUGUGUACGCAGUCUCUGGUCAUCUCCUAUACUGUCUGCAAUCUCUGGUCAUCUCCUGUAGUAUGUCCGCAGUCUCUGGUCAUCUCCUGUACUGUGUCCACAGUUUCUGGUCAUCUUCUGUACUGUGUCCGCAGUCUCUGGUCAUCUCCUGUACUGUGUCCACAGUUUCUGGUCAUCUUCUGUACUGUGUCCGCAGU